Molecule: messenger RNA, 1671 nt
Organism: Trichoderma atroviride IMI 206040
Lineage: Eukaryota; Fungi; Ascomycota; Sordariomycetes; Hypocreales; Hypocreaceae
Biological process (GO): dephosphorylation
Cellular component (GO): fungal-type vacuole membrane
Molecular function (GO): alkaline phosphatase activity
Source: RefSeq, a predicted model, not a curated record
AUGAGCAAAAAGUCGUCCGAGCGCAGUCCUCUCCUAUCCAACGGCGGCGAGUCCAGCGAGACUCCCCCGCAAAAGACGGGCGUUCGCUCCUCACGCGUCCGCGAGAUCAUCUUCUUCGUCUGGGGCCUCGUUGCCACGGCCGCCUUCAUCGUCGCUGCCGUCUGGAUCCAACAUGCCUCGCAAACCCAUCACAACGACAACCAGGUCGCUGCCAAGCGCAACCUGGUCUUCAUGGUCUCGGACGGCAUGGGACCAGCCUCUCUCGCCUUGACUCGAGGCUACCGACAGUACAUCCACAACCUCCCCGCAAACGACACCCUCACCUUGGACAAGCACUUUUGGGGUACCAGCCGCACGCGCUCCACCAACUCCUUGGUGACCGACAGCGCUGCCGGCGCAACCGCCUUCUCCUGCGGCCUCAAGAGCUACAACGGCGCCAUCUCGGUCCUCCCCGACUCCCAGCCAUGCGGAUCCGUCAUGGAGGCGGCAAAGAGGGCGGGAUACACAACCGGACUCGUCGUCACGACCGACAUCACAGAUGCCACGCCCGCCUGCUUCGCCAGCCACGUCCUGAGGCGAGAAAUGCAAGACUCCAUCGCGCUUCAAGAGGUGGGAGAGGGUGUUCUAGGCCGCUCUGUCGAUCUUAUGCUCGGUGGUGGUCGCUGCCAUUUCCUUCCCAACACCACAGAGGGCGGAUGUCGUGCAGACGACAUUGAUGUCACACGCUUGGCUCAGGAGAAGCACGGCUGGAACUACGCCAACGAUCGCCAAGGCUUCGAUGCCCUCGACGGCGGCAACAAGGUCAACCUUCCCUUCCUCGGCCUCUUUGCUGAGAGAGACGUGCCCUUUGAAAUCGACAGACAGAAGCAAAACGACGUGUACCCCAGCCUGAGCGAGAUGGCCACUGCCGCCCUGCGGGCCCUCGAAAAGGCAACCAAGCACUCCGACAAGGGCUUCUUCCUCAUGAUUGAGGGAAGCCGUGUCGACCACGCCGGCCACAACAACGACCCUGCUGCCCAGGUCCGCGAGGUGCUCGAAUAUGACAAGACCUUCAAGGCUGUCAUUGACUUCAUCGCCAACAGCGAGACCGAGACCGUCCUCGUGUCUACCAGUGACCACGAAACCGGCGGUCUCGCCACGGCCAUCCAGGAACCCGGCCAUUUGCCAGUGUACAACUGGUACCCCCGCGCUCUUGCCAGCGCUUCUUCAUCAACCGAAUUCCUCGCCGCCAAGCUUCGUGUCCACGCAGCAGCCUCGUCAUCCUCCAAAGCUGACCUCAAGAAGUGGAUCAACACGGAGCUUGUCGUCCCUGGCCUCGGCAUCUCCAACGCCUCUGAUGACGAACUCUCAGCCCUGGCAGACCACGCCGAAGCCUCGCUCGAGAUCUUCUCCGCCAUGAUUUCUCUCCGCGCUCACAUCGGCUGGAGCACACACGGCCAUACCGCUGUGGACGUCAACAUUUAUUCUUCUGGUGGCCCUGGCGCGGAUAAGAUCCGUGGCAACGUCGAGAACACGGACGUGGGUCGCUACUUGCGCCAUUACUUGGACGUUGACGUCGAGGGUAUCACCAAGGAGCUGAGGGAGAAGACGGCGAAGCUGGCAGUAGAUAUGCAGGCUGGGGAGAUGAGCAUUGACGUACCAUACCAUGCAUUGGAGGUGGUGGAAGCGUAA